Molecule: messenger RNA, 1014 nt
Organism: Schistocerca serialis cubense
Lineage: Eukaryota; Metazoa; Arthropoda; Insecta; Orthoptera; Acrididae
Product: mucin-1-like
Exons: 1
Coding region: 1-1014 (337 amino acids)
Source: RefSeq, a predicted model, not a curated record
AUGUCGCCUGCUGCAACACUGCAGGUAUCGCCAGCCACGUUGCCCGACACAGGAGGAGAGCCAGCAGAAGCCACAAGAGAAGUUGCGUCUCCACCUGCGUCACCAUCCACUGUACGAGAUCAACGACCAGCUGCACCACAAGUGGCUGCACCAGCCGCGUCACCAGCCACACCAGGAAUUGCCACGGAAGCCACAACACAACUGCAGUCUCCAGCUGUACUGACAUCCACAACACAACUUGAACCAGCAGCUGCAACACACGUGGCAUCUCCAGCCACGUCCCCAUCUACAACACAUGUCUCAUCAGGCGUGACACAAAUGGCGUCGUCACCUAUAAUCGAAGUGGCGUCACCACCCACAACAAGAGCAAUUCUUCAAGCCUCAUCGCCAGGCAAAACAGAAGUUACAUCACCAGCAGCCCAUGUAUCCACAAAACGUGUAGCCUCAUUACCUUUAGGGCAGGUGGUGUCCAAAGCAUCGUCGUCAGCCUCCACACGAAUAGCAUCCGCCAUCCCCAUUGCCUGCAACAGCAUGCAACUUAUCACCAGUCCUGUUGACAGAUACAAAACCCAUCAAGCCACCAAUCCUGUUGCCACAUGCUGUGUCACCAGUCCUGCUGCCGGAUACAACACUCACCAAGUCACCAGUCCCGUUGCCAGAUUCAAAACCCAUCAAGCCACCAAUCCUGUUGCCGGAUACAGGACACGCUGUGUCACCAGUCCUGCUGCCGGAUACAACACCGAUCAAGCCACCAAUCCUGUUGCCGGAUACAGCACACGCUGUGUCACCAGUCCUGCUGCCGGAUACAACACCCAUCAAGCCACCAAUCCUGUUGCCGGAUACAGCACACGCUGUGUCACCAGUCCUGCUGCGGGAUACAACACACGCUGUGUUACCAGUCCUGCUGCCAGAUACAACAUGCGUUCUGUCACCAGCCCUGCUGUGGAAUACAACACGCGUCCUGCCACCAAUCCUGUUGCUAGCUACACCAUGAUUCGUGUCGCAAGAUUCUGA